Monascus purpureus is the source of this 465-nucleotide messenger RNA. NCBI's taxonomy places the organism in Eukaryota, Fungi, Ascomycota, Eurotiomycetes, Eurotiales, Aspergillaceae. The record is from the annotation of a GenBank genome assembly.
AUGGUCAAGGCUGUUGCUGUUCUCCGGGGUGACUCCAAGAUCACCGGCACCGUCACCUUCGAGCAGGCCAGUGAGUCGGCGCCCACCACCGUCUCCUGGAACAUCAAGGGCCACGAUGCCAACGCUCAACGCGCCUUCCACGUCCACCAGUUCGGUGACAACACUAACGGCUGCACCUCCGCUGGUCCUCACUUCAACCCCCACGGCAAGACCCACGGUGCUCCUGAUGAUGCGGAUCGCCAUGUCGGUGAUCUCGGUAACUUCACCACCGAUGCUGAGGGCAACUCCGUUGGCAGCAAGCAGGAUAAGCUGAUCAAGCUGAUUGGUGCUGAGAGCGUCCUGGGUCGUACCCUCGUCGUUCAUGCUGGUACUGACGACCUCGGCCGUGGCGGCAACGAGGAGUCCAAGAAGACCGGUAACGCCGGUCCCCGUCCUGCUUGCGGUGUCAUCGGCAUUGCUGCAUAG